AAGGCAGCCGCUUGUGUUAUAGUUGACACUCCGUGCGUGCCUGGUGUUGAACAGUCCCACUUUGCAAGAGGGGAUGAGCGAGUUUGGCGAGAUUCUGAGAGAGGUGGGGGAGUUUGGGCCGUUCCAGAAGCGCUUGCUGCUGCUGUUAUGCCUGCCCUACAUGUUCGUGGGCUUUCAUCUACUUGCCCAGGUGUUCACUGGGGCAGACGUUCCACAUCACUGUCGGGCCGACUGGAUCUCCAACGUCACUGCCGGCCUCCCCGCUGAGGACCAACUCGUCCUCACCAUCCCACGGGAGAGGGACGGGUCUUACCAAAACUGUAAAAUGUACACUCCCCACCCAGCCGAAGACCUUGACUGGAUCUUGUUGCACGGAAACCAGUCCACGACAGCGUGCGAGGAAGGCUGGGUAUACGACCAGUCGCAGUAUGGAUCGACCAUUGUUACUGAGUUUAACUUGGUUUGUGAUCAGAGAUGGCUGAUUCAGUUAUCCCAGACCAGUUCCAUGGUGGGCUUGUUUGUCGGAGCCAUGUUGUUUGGACAUUUAGCGGACAGGUUUGGUCGACAAAGGACUAUUUUGGUGUCGCUGCUCAUUCAGCUGCUCAGUGGGAUGGGGGCCGCAUUCGCACCAAACAUAGCUUUGUUCAUCGCUCUGCAGUUUGUUCUUGGCACCGCAGUCUCCGGGGCAAUGAUGAACACAAUCGUCUUGGGUACGGAGUGGACUGGCCCAGCACAGCGAUCGUUUGCCUCGGUGCUUACCCAGUGCACCUUUUCUGCGGGCCAGAUGCUGCUGGCUGGCCUGGCCUACGCUAUCCGUGACUGGAGGGUUCUACACCUCACCACCGCCUGCCCGAUGCUGCUCUUCCUUUCCUACAUCUGGUUACUUCCCGAGUCGGCCAGAUGGCUCAUCAUGAAGGGGCAGAAAGAAGAGGCCAAGAGGUACCUGAGGAGAGCCGCCCUGCUCAACAAAAGAGUGUUCAACGAAUCCCUGACCGACAAGUCUUGCCUGGUGUGUAGGUUUGUGAACAGCUUUGUGUAUUAUGGGCUGAGCUUCAGCGUUGGCAGCUUUGGCAAGAAUAUAUACCUGACGCACUUCAUCUUUGGACUGGUGGAGACACUGCGAGGAUCUUGCAUCUGGUUAUUGGCCAAGUUUGGUCGGAGGAAAUGCCAAGGCUGCUUCCUGUGGCUUGGUGGCGUCUCCUGCCUGCUUGUGCUGGCCGUUCCACAAGGGAUGGCCGCGGGAGUCACGGCGCUCGCUGUCCUGGCCAAGUUGUCCAUCUCCUGCUCCUUCACGGUGACCUAUGUUUAUUCCACGGAGUUGCUCCCAACUGUGAUCAGGCAGACGGGGAUUGGCUUGGUGUCCAUGUUUGCCCGUCUGGGCGGCAUCAUCGUCCCACUGAUCAUGAUUCUGGACCAGGACCACCCAGGGAUCUCCUUGAUCCUAUUUGGAAUCUCAUCGCUCGUCGCCGGCUCCCUGAGUCUCCUGCUUCCCGAAACGACCAACAAGGAGUUGCCAGAUCACUCCGGGCACGUGGAACAAGUGAAAAGGGAAGUGAACGGUAAACGUGAGGAGGAGAAUGGAGUGAAGCUGUCAGAUGCAGGAGCCUUCACAGAGUCCACACGCAUGUAGACCACCAUGCACUUAGACCAUGGACCCAAUGUUGCUGAGUGGGCACUCUUCACAACACUAAGCCCUACAGCCUAACCCUUGAUUUACACCAGGCAAUAUAUUACAAUACCAUAUGAUAUUACUUCCUUACUGCCUAUUAUGCCUCCUGGCAUGUAGGGCAGCAGCUGUUUCCGUGACAUAUUUGUUUUACCAGACAGGGUCGUUAGCCCUGUGCUCAACCUCCAACCUGGAUCGCUCUUGGUCUCGCCUCUACCCUUCCACCUGUCCAGCACGGGAGACCCUAACAGGAGCCGAAUCUCCCACUGGCAUCGCUCUGGGGGUCACUGAGACACACACGCUCCCCGACCACAACAAGGUUGCAAUCCAAUGAUAUUGAUCGAACUUUAUUGAAUCCCGUUGUGAAAUUGAUCUGCCAACCGUCACAAAAACACAACACGAUGAAUGAAACACAAAACCAAAGUGGAAUGUCCGGGAAUUGGGGAUGUGCAGGGAUUGGGGGGGGGGGAGUCAGUCUACCCCACGACAGAAGGUGGAGGAGUUGGACAGUUAAGUUAUUCUUAAGUCCAUCAUAACGGAGUCCAGGGAUAUAGGCAAUAGACAGUAGGUGCAGGAGUAGGCCAUUCAGCCCUUCAGCACCGCCAUUCAAUAUGAUCAUGGCUGAUCACCCCCAAUCAGUAUCCCGUACCUGC
Molecule: messenger RNA, 2319 nt
Organism: Leucoraja erinaceus (little skate)
Lineage: Eukaryota; Metazoa; Chordata; Chondrichthyes; Rajiformes; Rajidae
Gene: slc22a13b
Product: solute carrier family 22 member 13b
Exons: 9
Coding region: 74-1630 (518 amino acids)
Biological process (GO): transmembrane transport
Cellular component (GO): membrane
Molecular function (GO): transmembrane transporter activity
Source: RefSeq, a predicted model, not a curated record